UUAAGUUUAGGGUUUUGGAUUCUUCCGGUGGAGAGUAGGGUUCUUUGGACGCCGCGAUGGUCGAUCCUGCGAGCGUCGCUGCCGCAGUGAAGGCGGCUCUCGAUUGCGCGCAAGAUCGUCUGGCAGCAAUAUCAUUUUUGGAUUCGAUCAAAUCGGGGGACGUGCGCGUGCUCGGAGGAACUGCAUUCGCGUUAUCGAGCCAAAAUCAGCCUCUCGAAGUCCGGCAUUAUGGAUUGAAGCUUUUACAACAUCUGGUUCGAAUCAGGUGGGACGAGCUCAACCAUGAAGAAAAAGGGAAGAUGACUGGCAUGGUGCUGGAUAUGGUCAAAGAAUUUGCUACUCCUCACGAGGCAUGGUCUGUGAAGAGCCAGACCGCCGCACUAGUGGCAGAGGUUACGAGAAGGGAAGAACCGGACGUUUGGAAAGGGAUGCUAAAAUCUCUACUUCCUAUAAGCGACAUGAGUCCUGUUCACGCUGAAAUGGUUGCUAUGGUGAUGCGUUGGCUUCCAGAAGAUGUGAUUGUUCACAACGAAGAUCUAGAAACCACGCGGAGGAGGCAAUUGUUGUCAGAACUUACGGAAAGUCUUCCCCAGCUCUUUCCAUUCUUCUACAAACUUUUGGAAAAACAUUUUGGCGCUGGGAUGGAAGCUAUGCAUUUGCAGCAAAUGGAGCUAGCGAAGCAGCAUGCCGCUGUCGUGACGGCUGCCUUACAAGCUGUUCUUGUGUACGCAGAAUGGUCUCCUGUCACCAACUUCUCUAGCUAUGGCCUCGUAGAAGCUUGUGGUUUCUUGAUAAAUUCGUCAGAGUUUCGUUUGGCCGCUUGUGAGAUUUUAAAGCAACUGCUAUCCAGGAGAAAGCCAUACGACGAAGAUGUCGAGCUCUUCAAUUCUGUGCUUGCGCGCGUCUAUGAAAUUCUUUCGUCCGUUUGCGACGCAUAUUUUGUUCAUUACGAUGGGGGUGGCAGUGCCCCUCUGGAGUUCGCGGAGUGCCUGUGCGAAGCACUUGUCGCUCUUGGGUCUCAAAAUCUGCAGGUGAUUUCAUCCAACAAUCAAAAGCUUGCAACGUAUUAUCGUCAGAUGUUGAAGUUUCUGCAACACUCUGAAUUUUCGUUGCAUGUUCAGGCAUUGCCAUUAUGGCUGGGACUAUUACGUGACUCUUUAUCGGUAGAGCGGAACAAGGUGAUCAUAGCAAGACCUACAGUGGUUGUUCCGAUUGAAACCGCGAGCGUGCUACUUGAUGUGGCAUUUCAGAAGCUUCUAAAAGAUGGCCAGGAAGAAGAAUUCACAUCUGCGGUGGAUUAUAGCCAGUAUCGUGGCCGUUUGAUAGAACUAAUUCGACUGGUUGCACAUCACCAUCAUGACCUGGGCAUUACAAAAGUUGUUCAACGCCUUGAUGUUUUUCUGACGAAAGAGAAGAUAUCUUCUCAGGAGUAUUUCAUUCUCGAGAGUACACAUACCAUGCUGGAUGCAGUUGUAACCGGAUGUUUUGCACGUGGAGGAACGAGUGAGCUUCUGGGUGGUUUAUUGCAGCGAUUGCUGACCGUCCAUUGGAGUGAACCGGAGCUUGUGGAGAUCCACGCAAAGUGUUUUGAUGCUCUUGUGCCUUACAUAAAGAAUGUACCAACUGCAGUACCUACGGUGAUACAGAAAUUGUUUCAACUUUUAGUAACAGUGCCUGUAGUCUCAAAGGAAGCGAGCUCUACCAAUUCGAAGGCAAGAUUUCAAGUCUGCACAUCGUUUCUGCGUAUAGCAAAACUGGCGGGUCCAGCUUUAUUUCCUCACAUGCAGAUUGUUGCUGAAACAAUGACGAGGCUACAGCAGGAGCGCCACCUCCUUCGUGGGGAGUACAUAUUGUUGGGUGAAUCCUUAUUGGUUGCGGGGUCUACUGCCGGGCAGGAGCAACAAAAUCAAGUUUUGGAAUGGCUACUUGGACCAUUCAGAGAUUAUUGGUGUCACUCCGACUGGCAACAAAAGUAUCUGUGUGAUCCUGCUGGUUUUGUGCGACUACUGGGUACGACUACCACGGAAAACUUGUCUGGGGACGAAGGCAUGUGGUACAUUUUUCACAGCAUUCAUUUCUUUGAAAAGGCGCUCAGAAGAUGUGCGGCUGGUGUGGAAGGUAAUCCUAGUUCACAUCCCAUGGCAGUUCACAUGUCUUGGAUUUUGCCGCCUUUGAUACAGUUGUUACGCUGCUUGCACUCGCUGUGGAUUCCAUCGAUUCUAUCCACGUUGCCUCCGCCUGUUCGCCAAGCAAUACAUUUAAGCGCUAGUGAGCAAGCAUCGAUACUUGGAGAAUCUAAGACAGUCGAUCACAAAGAGGAUGAACUAAGAAACUGGCUCAAAUCUGUUCGCGACAGUGGAUACAACGUUUUACGUUAUGCAAGUUCUCGCUUAGGGAAUCAGUUCUUCGUCAACAUGUCUGGACUGAGUGGGCCUCUAGCAACUGGGCUCAUGGAGAGUCUUUCUUCAAUGGAAUUUCGCCAUCUUCGUUCCCUGGUUCAUUCGGUUAUACAGUCAUUUGUAAGGUUUUGCCCGCACUCUCUCCGAGAAGUCUGGCUCGGUCAGUUGUUGCCACCGUUACUUGUUCAUUGUCAUGCGACCCUGCCACUAGCCUGGGAAAACCUCGUGAGGGAAGGUGCUGUCAAGACUGGCACUUUAUUUGCAGUGGACGGAAGUUCGGGAAUCAAUACGGAACUCGUCGAGGAGCGUAUGCUAAGGGAACUGACUCGUGAAGUCUGCACACUUUUGGCUAUCAUGGCCUCAAGUGAACUCAAUCCGGAGCAGCAGCCGGGAAUGCUUUGUUAUGUAAUCCAGCACUCCGCUGCUGCUUUCGCAACGGUCCAUCUAGGAAUUCAGUCAUUGCAAUGGCCAGAUAGCGAUGCGGUUCACAGAGGUGCGGUUUUUUGUGGAGCUGUGAUUGACGUGGCUGGUCCACUUAACGACACCAACUUAAGAGAGAUCGUGGGGAAAGAUAUGUUCACUGCUAUAAUCCAGAGCUUGACACUAGAGUCGAACAGCGCAGCGCAUGCUGAACUUCUCGGUUUGCUCCGGGAAAUUCUAGUGAAACUAUCUCCACACACGUCAACGCCUAAACAAGUUUUGAUGUCUCUGCCUUCCAUCAGUCAACAAGAAUUUGCGAAUUUUGAAACAGCCUUUAACAAAACCACCAGCGUGAAAGAGCAGCGCCAGCACAUAAAGAAUCUUCUCUUGGCGGCUGGAGGGGACAAGCUCAAGGCACUGAAACCGCAGAAGAACACUAGUGUCAUCACUAACGUUACAAAGCCUCUAGCGAAAGGGAAACCGGGAGUGAAAGAGGACGAUGGUCCAGGGCUUGUUGGCCUGGCAACUUUGAUGUGAAGACACCGAAGCUUGUACAGCGUAAGAUUGUGAAUAUCGAUCUCUAGGGUUUUAGAGUUUUGCAAAUGAAGUCAGUUGUGAGAGCACAUCGCAGAAACGUUCGUCAUGGCAGCACGCGGGAAAUGCGAUUUGUUUUCAUCUAUGGACCUCUGCUCCUCUGGAAAUGGGAAGGCGAGCUUGCAAGAUUGCGGACAGGAAGGCGGCACAGGCUUGAAGAGAAACAAAGUUAAUGCCAGGCUUGGCAAAGAGAUAGCGCAAGCGGCGAGGGACGGAAUUUAACAUUGGCAGCACUGGUGCAGAAAGCGAAGGUCUCAUAGAACGCAACAUCAAGAAAGCAAAAGACACCAGCAAGAGUUAUGAGGUAACUCACAUUGCGUUUUGUUUGCGCUGCAAAAGAGUUAAAACCAAUCCUGGCAUACGGCUUUGGUGGUGUUGGAAUCGUGGUGGAAGUUCUCACGGACAACACGAACAGAGCUUCGUUCGUUCGCGAUGUUAUCAAAAAGAGCCAUGCCAAGAUGUGAAAGGCAAUGUGGAUUCGGAAAGUUUUCAGGCUGCCGCGAUCGAUGUUGGAGCUGAGGAUGUCGUGGAACCUGAAUUUGAGGCCGAUGAAAAGUCCAUUGGAGAAGAAGUACUAUUUCGGGCGUGUCAAAACUGGGCUCAAGGAUGCGGGGUUCUCAAUUGACAUGGACCAACUGAGCUACUGGAGGUAUGCAAGAGCUUUCCAUAAGUGUUUCGUCCUUUUACUUCAAUGGCUUUGAUCGAUAGACAGUUUGUUCAACUUAAAAGAAUUGACUGAUUCACGUUGAAAGAUUCAGAACUUUGAAAUGAAUAAAUAUAUAAAGUUUUAAA
Selaginella moellendorffii is the source of this 4205-nucleotide messenger RNA. RefSeq names its product protein HASTY 1. The transcript has 26 exons. Gene Ontology annotation, cellular component: RNA nuclear export complex; cytoplasm; nucleus. Gene Ontology annotation, molecular function: nuclear export signal receptor activity; RNA binding. The coding region runs from base 57 to 3356 and encodes 1099 amino acids. Gene Ontology annotation, biological process: protein export from nucleus; RNA export from nucleus. The record is from RefSeq and is a predicted model, not a curated record. NCBI's taxonomy places the organism in Eukaryota, Viridiplantae, Streptophyta, Lycopodiopsida, Selaginellales, Selaginellaceae.